CGUGUCAUAGUUUUACGGUCUUACUGCAAACAUCCAGAUUCUUUCUGAAAUAAAUAUAAACAUCUGCGACAUGUAAUAUUACUUCCCUUUUGACUUUUGCUCCAAAAUAUAGGUAUUCAGAAACUAUUUGAAAAAGGCUGUAAUAUUGGGACUGGCUGUAUAUGUUGCAUGAAAGUAUUACGGGGCGUUAAACGCCAACCUUCGUGUUUUGAUACUGUUGUUCAUUAAUUUGGAAAAUAACAUUUAGUGCUGCAGUGAUCAUAAUCGUUAAUAAAUUCGAUACCGACACGUGGCAGCGUAUUGUCAAAAUAACAGUGCUGUACACGUUGACGCAAGGAGUGGGUUACAUUAGUUUUUCUAUUGAAAAUUCGAUAUGAAGUAUGAGUACUGUAAAACUGAUUUCAUCUACGAAACAUCACGUAGUGACAGUAGUGUUCAAAGUGGAAGUGUAUUCGAUUCAGCGUUGCAAAAUACUUGGAAAGCCGCGUUGGAGCGAGGCGUCUUCCGAUACGUUUUGAAUAUACAACAUUCUAAAAUUCUAGAGGGAAAAUUUUCUUUUGUGGCACAGUUAAAUACAGAUCGCGCUCUUAAAAGGAGGGCCCCCGAGGAAAUAACAAGCCUGACGCAGCCCUUUGACCACGACAGAUUUAAUUUUACGAAAAUAGACGAGACUGAAAUACUUUUUGAGCUGAGAAGAAAAUGUGACACAUCAACAAAUAGGCAUUGUGUGAUAAUUAAUGAGAGCCCACUAGAGUUUGGGCAUUGUUUACUUUUACCCUCACGGCUGAACUGCUUACCACAAAUUGCUACACAACAUAGUCUGCAGCUGGCAAUAGAAGUUAUGCUUCUUAGUUCAAAUCCGGCAUUUCGUGUAGGUUUCAACAGUCUCUGUGGCUAUGCAUCUGUUAAUCAUCUCCACUAUCAUGGUUAUUACCUUAAUUACUCCAUGCUCCUGGAGCACAUUUCUGUGCAGCAUUUGAGUGGCCCAUGUUUCAUACUGGUCAACUAUCCGGCGAAAGGAUUUGUCUUUCAGCUGCCAUCAGAUAAACGUCCAGAAACCUUAGCAAGGGAUGUAUUCAAGCUAACAAAUUUUCUAGUAUGCAACAAUGUAGCACACAAUAUAUAUAUAACCAGAGGAACUGAUUUUUCCUCAUCGCAUACAAACUCUAAAAUUUGCAACACAGUCCGUGUUUAUGUGUGGGCGAGGAAAUCAUCUUCAGGAGCAAAACAAAAUGAUGCUUUCAAUCCUGCAAUAUGCGAGCUGUUUGGCCAUCUCAGUGUUAAAACAGAAGCAGCAUAUUGGUCUCUGACAGAAGAGCAGGUGGUUGAAGUGCUAAGUGAUGUUUGUGAGGGUACUUUUGGACAGGUUACAGAUUCUGUGAAGGAAUUGUUUGAAGACUAAGACAGUGCUUAUCAUGUUCAGAUGACAUGGCAUCCAGUGAUCAUGUUAACUACGAAAUGUUAAAUGGUACAGAAUAAACAAAUCAAAUAUCAUACAAGUACUUAACAUUCACUGUGGUAUGAAUUUUUUUAUUUAUUAGUAAUGAAGACAUUUUCAGUAAGGAAGAAUCACUGUGUGUGUUUUUUACAGUGACUGCAAACACACUGCAUACACUGUUUUACUGCAGUACAAGAUCGACAUGCUGUAUACUAAUGAAUGUAAUUUACUUCAGUUUCUAUGGUUUGGUCCAAAUUACAUACACAGUUCAGUAUUAAAUUUAAAAAUAAAUAUUGAUCAUACUUUCAACAAAGAAAUAAAUAAUAACAAGACUUGCAACCAAAUUGAUCACUGAAUUUCUUCUGGAGUUCUGAUGUACCUGAAUUCCUAAACCAGGUCUCAUACAAAUGCAGCCAUGCAAACGAAGCACUAAACGAAACAUGUAGGUUUAUUACAGGUUGUAUGAAACCCAAGCCACCUGCAAAACUCUACCAGCUCACAGGCACAGCACCACCAAAUAUUUGUCAUAAAAUUGCUGCUGACAUGGAGGUACCACAUCAGGCUCAUUAGGAAAACCGUCUAUUAUGUGGGCGCAUUCCAGCAUCCUCAAGGUUGAGGCUGAGAUAGGGCUUCCUCAAGUCCACUCCAAUCUUGUAAACAGCAACAGCUACAGCAAGAAAACAGUUGUUCAUUUAUUUUGACAUAACAUGGCUAAGAGUCCAAGAUAUUUUCUUUAUUUCAAAUUAUUAUCAAACAGCUGUCAAUUAUUAAUGUCUGUUCAUCCAGACAUGCAAAUAAAAAUGUUAAC
Schistocerca gregaria is the source of this 2246-nucleotide messenger RNA. RefSeq names its product GDP-D-glucose phosphorylase 1. Gene Ontology annotation, cellular component: cytoplasm. NCBI's taxonomy places the organism in Eukaryota, Metazoa, Arthropoda, Insecta, Orthoptera, Acrididae. Bases 374 to 1402 code for a protein of 342 amino acids. Gene Ontology annotation, molecular function: GDP-D-glucose phosphorylase activity. The record is from RefSeq and is a predicted model, not a curated record. Gene Ontology annotation, biological process: glucose metabolic process. The transcript has 8 exons.